AAUCCAAGCCGAAAGAAGCCACUCCUACUUUUCGGCUGUUUCCCCGCCCACAUGUUCUAGAUUUCAAGCCACUAGUCUGUAAGAAGAAGCUGGUUAGGUGUUGUUUUAUGCGGAUAUAAAGAGCGGAUAACACGAAAAGUGAGACGGCCCGAGCGAGCGCCACACCGAGCACUCCAGCAUGGCUGACGAGCGGCGGCUCGACGGCAGCCAGCAGCAGCCGGACGGCGGCGGCGCCGAGCACGAGCAGAACGAGCGCCUGCGCGCCGACGACGGCGACGAGGACGGCCCGACGCACGAGCCACGCGAGGACGGGCCGGCGCACGAGCCGCGCGAGGACGGACCGGCGAGCGAGGCGGACGAGGACGGGCCGGCGCGCCCGCUGGACGACGGGGCUAGCGAAGAUGGGCCGCACAACGGCGGGACGCGACGCCCGUCCAACCCGGACGACUACACGGCGGACGUGAACGAGCAGAUGGAAACCCGGCUGGAGCGGGGCGAGGAGGUGGGCAGCUCGGGCGACGAGUACGAGACGCUCACCACCAUCACGCGCACCGUCAAGAAGACCACGUACCGGCCCAAGGUGUCGCUGUCGGAGCCGCUGCGGCCGCAGGACAUGAGCGCCAACAAGAAGCUGUACGGCAAGGACCUCAGCGAGUAUGAGAACAUGGACAUGGACGAGCUGCUGGACCAGCUGACGCCGGAGGAGAUCGACAUCCUGACGCGGGACGUCGACCCGGACGACACGCUGAUGCCGCCCAGCCAGCGCACCUCAUACCGGUGCGACAAGUCGUCCACGGGCCCGCUCAACCGGAAACGGCUGAUCGAGCACAUCCACCAGCAGGCGCUGAACGAUCCGGACCGGCCCGAGAUGGUGCCCUACCAGCCGGGCGUCGUCCGCGGCAAGAAGUUCAUCCCGCCGCCGCCGCCGCUGGCCGAGCAGCGGCUGGAGGAGGAGAUCCAGCUGGACCUGGGCGACGAGUACGAGUCGGCGCUCGGCGAUGCCUCCGAGAACGAGCUGGUCGACCUGGCUGCGAUCCUGGGCUUUCACUCGAUGAUGAACCAGGACCAGUACCACGCGUCGCUGGUGGGCAAGCGGCUGGAGUCUGACGUGGGCUGGGCGGGCAUCACGCGCGCCACGCGGCCCAAGCCGAUGGCGCCCGAGCCGCCCAACCAGACCGACCCGGAGGAGUCGAUCCAGCGGCUGAAGCAGGACGACGCCGACCUGCUCCAGCUCAACCUCAACAACAUCAAGAACAUGUCAGACGAGCAGCUGGAGCGGCUGUGCGAGGCGACGGCGGCCAACACGCGGCUCGAGAGCCUGCUCAUGUCCAACACCGGCCUCACCGACCGCAACGCCGAGCACUUCGUCGCCCUGCUGGAGCGUAACUUCACGUUGAAGGAGCUCAGUAUUGAGUCCAACUUCAUCAGUCCUGCCAUGAUUGCACGGCUAGUAAAAGCCCUGCUCAAGAACAAGACUGUCGAAGUGUUCCGUGCCGCGAAUCAGAGAUCUCAGGUUCUGGGAAACAAGAUCGAGAUGGAGAUCACCAAGUACGUGGAGGAGAACCCCGUCAUCCUGCAGCUGGGACUGCACUUCGAGUUCAACGAUUCUCGGGCGCGCGUGGCGGCGCAGCUGCAGAACAAUCGGGACAGGUUUCGCCAGGCACGUCAGCAAGCUUCCAAGUCGAAAUAAGCGUGUGUUUGCUCUGCAUUAGUGCGACUGAAACGCAUCGGCCGAGCCUGCCGCAACGCCACUGCCGGCUUCGUCGUGCAACGCGUGCCGUGAUGGCCAGCUGCCCCGCCGUCCGGCCGGCCCGCCGACCUCGCCAGCCGGCCGUCAGGCGACCGGACCGGACCGGACCGGACCGGACCGGGCGGCGCCCGGCCACGCGGCCGCCCGCCGCCGCCGCCGCCGGCGAGCGUCUAGUGUAGUGGCUCCGCUCUUGCUUCGCUUCCCUCCGUCUGUCCGCGCCUCUCGCUCUCCUCCGAUCCGUCUGCCUCCUGGUUGGCGGUCGGCAGACCGCCCGCGAGCGGUCCCGUCCCUCCUUUGUGCCGCAGAUCGCCCGGGGCGUGUCGACGCUCUUUUUACUUUUUACUCUUUGCUGAGCGGUGGGUGUACUUGACGUGGGCCUUGUUUUGACGCGCGGACUCCGGGGCUCCCCAUUUUACACAGGACUCCGCUCUCGUAGUCGCCGCCGCAGUCUCAUAUUUUGUUUGCGAAACUGAGGUCUAGAUCAUAGGUGCUUGUCCGAGUGGAAUGGUAUUUAUGGAUUUAUUUGUAUCAAAUAAAGUGCAAAAUUGUA
Pollicipes pollicipes is the source of this 2300-nucleotide messenger RNA. It is a transcript of the gene tmod, whose product is annotated as tropomodulin. Bases 179 to 1690 code for a protein of 503 amino acids. Gene Ontology annotation, cellular component: cytoskeleton; myofibril. NCBI's taxonomy places the organism in Eukaryota, Metazoa, Arthropoda, Thecostraca, Pollicipedomorpha, Pollicipedidae. The record is from RefSeq and is a predicted model, not a curated record. Gene Ontology annotation, biological process: myofibril assembly; actin filament organization; pointed-end actin filament capping. Gene Ontology annotation, molecular function: tropomyosin binding. The transcript has 11 exons.